AUGAGCAAACUCAACUCCGAUCUCCUUUCACAGGCUGUUGAUGACAUCCUGGCGUUCUCUGCCGGUGAGACCGUCACCAUUAACGGUAACGAAUUAAAGGGCAAGAAGCGCAACUUUAAUGAGACCAUCGAGCUGCAAAUUGCUCUUAAAAACUACGACCCGCAAAAAGACAAGCGUUUCAGCGGUACGUUUAAGCUUCCGACUGUGCCCCGCCCAGGAAUGAAGAUUUGCGUGUUGGGUAACGCUGUGCACUGCGAAAUGGCUGAGAAAGAGGGCUUUGAGUACAUGACGGUGGACGAUCUCAAAAAAUUCAACAAGAAUAAGAAGGUCAUUAAGAAGUUUGCCAAGAAAUACGAUGCAUUCUUGGCCUCCGACACUCUUAUCAAGCAGAUUCCCCGUCUGUUAGGUCCGGGUUUGAACAAGGCUGGCAAAUUUCCCACGUUAGUGACCUCGAGUGACUCAUUGACUGAAAAAGCUGAGGCUGUUCGCGCUACCAUCAAGUUCCAGAUGAAGAAGGUCAUGUGCCUCAAUGUUGCCAUCGGCCAUGUGGGUCUCGACAAGCAACAGAUUGUGGUAAACACGCAGCUGGCUGCCAACUUUUUGGCCUCGUUGCUAAAAAAGAACUGGCAGAAUAUCAAGGUGCUGUAUCUUAAGUCUACGAUGGGACCUGCAGUCCAAAUCUUUUUCUAG
Messenger RNA from Plasmopara halstedii, 690 nucleotides. Its product is annotated as 60s ribosomal protein l10a. The transcript has a single exon. Gene Ontology annotation, biological process: translation. Gene Ontology annotation, cellular component: large ribosomal subunit. NCBI's taxonomy places the organism in Eukaryota, Oomycota, Peronosporomycetes, Peronosporales, Peronosporaceae. Gene Ontology annotation, molecular function: RNA binding; structural constituent of ribosome. The record is from RefSeq and is a predicted model, not a curated record. Bases 1 to 690 code for a protein of 229 amino acids.